Molecule: messenger RNA, 1332 nt
Organism: Hirsutella rhossiliensis
Lineage: Eukaryota; Fungi; Ascomycota; Sordariomycetes; Hypocreales; Ophiocordycipitaceae
Product: opy2 protein
Exons: 2
Coding region: 1-1332 (443 amino acids)
Source: RefSeq, a predicted model, not a curated record
AUGGAAGACGAAACAAAAUCCCAUGUCACCGCCAGAGACUUGAAGACGCUCCGUCGAGCCCUGCAAAAUGUCCCACAAAGACGCCAGUGCGCUAAAUGCGGUGACACGUCGAAACUCGAAUGCCCCAAGUGUCCUUCGGGACAGGUUUGCCAGUACACCGUCCCAGCAGACUGCACACAAUGCGCCCAGACGGUUUGCAUGGUCGACGACUCCCCGCAAGCCUCCAGCAACGGCAACGGUGGCGGCGGCGGCAACGGGAAAGGCGGCGGCGGCAACGGGCCAAGCGCUGCCCCCAUCGCGGGUGGAGUCAUCGGCGGCAUCAUUGUCAUCGCCUCUCUCACCUACUUGGUCUGGCGCUUUCUCAUCAGGCCCAAACGGUCACGAAUCUCUCCGUCCAUCUACGACUCGUCCGCAAAAAACGCCCGAGAUGUCGAAAAGGACAACGCUUCCCGCUUCACCCAUCGCUCCUCGACCCACACCGUACACUCCAUCGCCUCGACCGUCUUGACGCGCGCCUCCAACAUCAUCCAAAUAGCCUACAUCCCCGGCGUCACCAAUCGAGCGACUCCGACGUCGCCGUCAGUGCUCGUACCCCCCGUGCCGCCGAUCCCGAUGCAUCACACGGAGGCCAACCGCAGCUCCAACCAAGACGAGCAGCAUUUUUUCGUACCCGGAAACCUGCGCGACUCGACCUACUCGGGCAUCUCUGAGUUCUCGGACCGAACGUCGUAUGCCCACCGCUCGAGCAUCGCGUCCACCAUAUACGGCAGACAGGCCCAAGUCCAGACGCCGGCGCAGACUGGCAUGCGCGCCAAGCCGACGGUUGUCAGCGUCAAGUCGGGCGGCAACGGAUCCUUUACGCCUCCUGUCCCCAGCAUCGACUUUGACAAGUUUGGCGGCGGACGACCCAAGAGCGUGACGAGCACCUUUAGCGUCGGGUCGACCAUUGUCAACAACGCAAACACGGCCACGCAAGCCCGGGCGCAGGUGGUGAAGCUGGGCGGGGGGCCUCGGAAGAUUGACGUCGGCGCCAGGUCGGAGGCCAACUCAUCGUCGCUGUCCCUCGGCUCGACGGCGUCGCAGGUCUCUCCCACGCAGCCCGGUGCACGAACGCCCGACGCGGCGGCGCCGGCGGGAGACUUGGGUAUGGGAGACCAGGGGCCGUUCUCAGACCCACCCAGCACGCCAAAGCCAGCUGCCAGUGCCCGCACUCUCGGUGCGGUGAUGGAAGACGAGGGCGAGGAGCAUCGGGACGAGGGCCGAAGGUCCAGAGGGCCAGGCUCGAUUGAACGAGGCCGAAGUCCGUUUGGCGACGAGCACGCGACAAAGUAG